This is a messenger RNA of Cimex lectularius (bed bug), 1666 nucleotides long. Its product is annotated as venom protease-like. The record is from RefSeq and is a predicted model, not a curated record. NCBI's taxonomy places the organism in Eukaryota, Metazoa, Arthropoda, Insecta, Hemiptera, Cimicidae. Gene Ontology annotation, molecular function: serine-type endopeptidase activity. Gene Ontology annotation, biological process: proteolysis. Bases 369 to 1505 code for a protein of 378 amino acids. The transcript is spliced from 10 exons.
UUAUAACCCCAAAAAAGAAAAUCAUCGUGCAGCGCAUAAAUUGUAACGGAGGACUCUAUAACAACGCAAAACUCUUUGAGCAGUUUUUCAGCAGGAAAUUCAACCUUCUUAAACGGAAAAAAGACCAAGGUUCUCAUAAAUAAGAUGAUCGGAAGUCGUGUAGUCAUUGCUGUUUUGGGAAUUCUGACUUUUCCUCCCGAUGGCACUGGGAAUCACAGGAGGGGGUCCAUCGCGUAGGGGGGAAUAAAACGGACGCCCAGCCUCAACCGACCGCGACUAUCAGUCCAGUGGCUUCCAGUGUCAAAAGGAUAUCGCCUGCAGUAGCAAAAGGACUCACGACUGUCAACACUCAACUGAAACGGUGAAAAAUGAAGGAGACACUUUUUCUUAUGACCAUAAUCGGGCUGAUAUUUCACAGUGAAUGCCAGGUUUCAAAUCUGCGGAGACAAGUUUCAGACGAGUGCAGGACGCCAAAUGGACUCUCUGGGGUUUGUUACAAUAUCAGACAAUGCCAGAGUCUUCUUGACUUGCUGCGAAAAUCAAGAAAUAAUCCAGAUACUCGCGAUUUUCUUAGGAAGUCUUUGUGUGGCUAUGACAGUUCUGACCCUCGAGUGUGCUGUCCUAACCCUUCAGCCCAGCAGCCGGUGGAUUCGUGGAUGAAUAAGGCAGAAAUCAACAACGGGAAUCCUCAAAGGUCGAACGAUUCUUUCCCGAAACUGCCUUCCCCUCCACAGUGCGGGUUCUCGCCGAUUACCCAUCCGAGGAUCGUUGCAGGUUCUCCAGCCCAUUUGGGUGCAUGGCCCUGGAUGGCAGCUUUAGGGUACAAGAAACGGCAAAAUUCACCCGUAAACUACCUAUGUGGAGGUGCCCUAAUAACCAACAAGCACGUCGUUACAGCUGCCCACUGUACUCAACACCCAUCUUUAACUCUGCAUGUUGUCCGACUUGGAGAUCUCAAUAUUGACGACAGAGUGAAAGACAAUGCCACACCAAUUGACUAUGAAAUAGAAAAAGCCAUGACCCAUCCUGGCUACGAUGCAAGAAGACAUACAAAGGAUAUUGCCCUAAUUUACCUUAAACAAACUGUUCAAUUUACUGAUUUAAUCAAGCCUAUCUGCUUGCCCAAAAGUGAACCGCUUAUAAGCAGUAAUUUUGAAAAGAAAGCACCUUUCGUCACCGGUUGGGGAUCAGUUAAAUACAGAGGACCUUCUUCAUCUGAAUUGUUGGAGAUUCAAAUUCCAGUUGUCUCUAAUGCAGAAUGCCAAGCUGCUUAUACUCGCCUCGGAGCAACCAUCACUCCAAAUGAAAUCUGCGCAGGGCUUAAAAACGGUGGAAAAGAUGCUUGUCUGGGUGAUUCCGGCGGUCCAAUGAUGAUGCCUGAAGAAGGACAACACUAUUACCUCAUUGGUGUCAUCUCAUACGGCCACGGAUGUGCAGAACCAGGCUACCCUGGCAUUUACGCCCGUACGACUGCGUUUAUAGACUGGAUUCACAGAAACAUAUAAAAAUACUUUGAAACAAAUUGUAUUUAAACCUUUUUAAGACAAAAAAAAAUUUGCAUGCUAGUCGAGAUAUUUGUUCGUUUCGUAAAAAUUGUGUUCUGUCAACAGUGUGGUGUAUUUUUUAUGCUUUCUCUUUAGUAAUAUCUGUAAGUAAUUAGAAUUUU